Caenorhabditis angaria is the source of this 2170-nucleotide messenger RNA. NCBI's taxonomy places the organism in Eukaryota, Metazoa, Nematoda, Chromadorea, Rhabditida, Rhabditidae. The record is from the annotation of a GenBank genome assembly.
AUGAAAGGCGGUGCAAUUUGCAACCUGCCGCAUGGUUUUUCUGCAAUUUUGCGGCAGGGUAUUCAAAAAUUGGGAUUUUUAAGUGAAAUUUCUGGAAAAAACUUGAAAAAUGAUAAAAAAUCACAGGGAAAAGCUGGAAAUUCGAGUUUUUCCAGCAAAAUCGCCUCGAAAAUGCCGAAAAUCUUCACCUACAAUGCGAAACCAAUCUCAACAUUCUACACCGAUUCAAUUCCCUCCAAAUCCCACACCAGAACCACCGAUCAUUUUCCGAUGCUCAAAAAAUUGAAAAAACCUCGAAAAUCGCUGGGACAAUUGAAAUUCGAACAUUGUAAUAUUGGAGCGGCUGAGGAAACUGCGUCGAUUAUUUCGAAACCAUCAUUUUUGAGAUUGUCGGUGGCCAAAACCCCGGGAAAACCACCGAAAGGCUCGAUUUCCAGCGAAAAAAUAUUGAUUGAUUUGGGAGAUUGUCAUUGGAUGAGAGUUUGGAUAACUAAAACGAGGUGGGAAUUCAUUUUUGGGGCGAAAUUUGGCACAUUUUGAUACCCAAUUUGAUAUAGUUUGGGUUACUGUAGGUGAUUUUCGAAAAAUUGUGCCACAAAUUCCGAAAAUUCUGGUAGAUCAUGAAAUUUGGCACAUUUUGACACCCAAUUUGAUAUAUUUCCGGGUUACUGUAGGUGAUUUUCAAAAAAUUGUGCCACAGAUUCCAAAAAUUCUGGUAGAUCAUGAAAUUUCGCGCAUUUUGAUCCCUAAUUUGAUAUAUUUCGGGUUACUGUAGGUGAUUUUCAAAAAAUUGUGCCACAAAUUCCGAAAAAUCUGGUAGAUCAGAAGAAUUGGGCAGAUUUUCUACAGUAACCCUAGAGAUUUUCUACAGUAACCCUAGCGAAAAAUGUAGAUCGUGAAAUUUAGCGCAUUUUAAUACCCAAUUUGAUAUAUUUCGGGUUACUGUAGGUGAUUUUCAAAAAAUUGUGCCACAAAUUCCGAAAAAUCUGGUAGAUCAGAAGAAUUGGGCAGAUUUUCUACAGUAACCCUAGAGAUUUUCUACAGUAACCCUAGCGAAAAAUGUAGAUCGUGAAAUUUAGCGCAUUUUAAUACCCAAUUUGAUAUAUUUCGGGUUACUGUAGGUGAUUUUCAAAAAAUUGUGCCACAAAUUCCGAAAAAUCUGGUAGAUCAGAAGAAUUGGGCAGAUUUUCUACAGUAACCCUAGAGAUUUUCUACAGUAACCCUAGCGAAAAAUGUAGAUCGUGAAAUUUAGCGCAUUUUAAUACCCAAUUUGAUAUAUUUCGGGUUACUGUAGGUGAUUUUCAAAAAAUUGUGCCACAAAUUCUGAAAAAUCUGGUAGAUCAUGAAUUUUUUCGCUAAAACUUACAGUAACCCUGGGAUUUUUGACGCUAUAAAUGUAGAUCAUGAAAUUUGGCACAUUUUGACACCCAAUUUGAUAUAUUUCGGGUUACUGUAGGUGAUUUUCAAAAAAUUGUGCCACAAAUUCCGAAAAUUCUGGUAGAUCACGAAUUUUCUACAGUAAUCCGAGAGAUUUUUGCGCGAAAAAUUAUGUGGGGUUACCGUAGAAUGUGAUCUACAGUAGCUCAUAUUUUUGGGUCCAAAACCAUUUUGGGAUACUGUAGAAAAUUGUGCCACAAAUUCCGAAAAUUCUGGUAGAUCACUUUUUCAAACCCAAAAUGCAUCAUUUUUGACGGGAAAACCUGGUUUCAGCGUCAUUUUUCGCGCCAAAACCUACAGUAAUCUAGGAAAAAUUGAUUUUUCCAGUAAUUGGGAAAAAGAUUAUGCCAAAACUAUUGAUCGAGAAAUUGGCCAAACUAUUGAUUUUAUUUUUGGAGCUGGAAUUGGCUUUUUGCCAGACCGUGAAAAUGCUAUAAUCAUACCGUACUCUCCCGAAAAUAUUGCAAAAAUAUCGAUUGAUCACCAUGGCGAUGGGCUGGCACAAAUUUCGUUUGGUGAAAAUUUGGGCAAUUUUUUGAAUUCCUGGUCCUUUAACAUGCCAAUUUUGAAGGAAUCUGGUUAUUUUGUAUAUUUGAUUCGCGCGCCAAAAUGCCGUGCAAAUUUUGAUGUGGAUUUUGGGGCAUUGGGUCUGUUUGGAGCUGGAGGAGAUGGAGCUAAACCGUAUAGUCGAAUUGAAUUCAAGCAGUGUGAGAUUCGAAUGAUCCAAAAAUGA